AAGAUAGCGGUGGAGGACGCUGAGAAGCCACCGGAGCAGUACGAUACACUUCAGGAGUUCUUCGCGCGACGCCUGAAACCGGGACUCCGACCCAUACACAGCCUGCGCGACUCCACCAUCGCAGUGAUGCCCGCUGACUCCCGUUGUGUGGUGUACGUCGACGUGGACCGCGCACGGAGGUUCUGGAUCAAGGGCCGCAAUUUCAACGUGGCGGCGCUGCUGGGGCGGCCGCAGCUGAAGAGCGCCACUAUUUGGGACGACUGCGCCAUCGCCAUCAACCGCCUCUCCCCAACGGACUGCCACCGGCUGCACGCGUCUGUUGGGGGCCGGGUGGUGCGUGUCGAAACACACGGUCACGAGUUCAUGGGCAGUGAGUGGGCGGCCACCCACAGCUCCGUCAACGUGAUGACAGAGAAUGAGCGGCUGGUAAUGGAGUUUGAGAGUGAGGAGUUCGGACCGGUGGUGCAGGUCAUGAUCGGCGCCAGUGAGGUGGGCAGUGUGCAGGCCCUGGUGAAGCCGGGGGCGUGGGUCACCAAGGGAGAUGAGGUGGCCUUGUUUGCAUACGGAGGAUCUCUAAUGGCGACGCUGUUCGUGGCCGGCACCAUUAAGUUUGACGAGGACCUGCGACGUCAUACGGCAUCUGGGUACGAAACGCUCGUCAAGUACGGAAGCUCGCUGGGCAAGUCGACCGGCGGCUGGCAGCGCCGGAUAGCACCCGCUGAAUCGACGGCGGCGGCGGAGGCGGAGAAGCAGGAUGGAUGA
Messenger RNA from Volvox carteri f. nagariensis, 762 nucleotides. RefSeq lists its product as uncharacterized. The record is from RefSeq and is a predicted model, not a curated record. The annotation marks the transcript as partial. Lineage: Eukaryota; Viridiplantae; Chlorophyta; Chlorophyceae; Chlamydomonadales; Volvocaceae. The transcript is spliced from 4 exons. Gene Ontology annotation, biological process: phospholipid biosynthetic process. Gene Ontology annotation, molecular function: phosphatidylserine decarboxylase activity.